Momordica charantia (bitter melon) is the source of this 931-nucleotide messenger RNA. The record is from RefSeq and is a predicted model, not a curated record. Lineage: Eukaryota; Viridiplantae; Streptophyta; Magnoliopsida; Cucurbitales; Cucurbitaceae.
AAAAAAAAACCAUUGUGCUCUACUAUCCGCGUCUUCUUCUCUCCAGAGUCGCAAUUCUCUGUACUACUUGAACUCAGACCAGCGGCGCGGCGCCAACCCAUAAGGUCCCGCCAUUUCUGUCCCUCUCUAAUCUCCGCACGUACUGCAGAUCGAUACAGAUUGUGAUUUUUCGGAGUAAAAGCCUCAAAGCUCAUCUAUCCUUUAGGAGGGGCAAAGUUUUACAUUCUCGCCUUAUAUAUAGUAUCUUUCAAGCUCCCAAGCGGCCUAGUUGGCAAGAGAUUGGGAUCUCUUGGUUAUAUUGGCUUAGAGGUUUCAAGUUCGAAACUUCUGGUGAACUCUUCAAGAAAUCUACAGAUGGCACUUAGACGUAUCUUAGGAUUUUCAGAUGGUGAGGUAAUGAGGUCAGAUGCUACACCCUGUCCACAGUUGAUGAAACAGACUGCUGGGUUAUGUACUGUGGGAGGAGGACUUGCGUUCUGGAUUCUCUGUAGAUUACAUUAUGGUCCAAGAAUCACAGUACCUAGGAGUCUCCGUUGGGCAGCUUGUGGAGCAGUAUCGAUGAGUGCAACCUCGGCUUUGCUUGUUCGGUUAUUCAGUCCAGAGUGUGAACCCCAGAAUAUAGCUGCUUAUGAUAAACGGAAAGUUGUAAGGUGAUUUGCAUUCAGAGAUCAACAAUCGUAACCAUAAUGGUAACAUAUUAUUUCCUUUCUUAAAUAUAGAAUUACAAAUGCGAGUGGGAGACUCAAUCUUUCAACUUACAAGAGAGGUUACUAAUGUCUUGAUUGUUUUACUGAAUGUUGCUAUUCAUACAAGUCUAGAUUAAGGAAAGUUGUUAGGUGAUUGACAUUCAGAGAUCAACAAUCACAUUUGUAAUGGGACGGAUUCUUUCUUUUCUUAAAUAUAGAAUGACAAAUGUGAGAUUGAACUCAAA